UCAGCUUCCCAUGCGAAAUUAAUGGCGGGUUGGCAAGCCGUCGCCGUCGCCUUCGCCGUCCCCAGCCGUGGCGGCAUUGCCCGCUGGGGAACGGCAUCCCAGAAUUCAAGCCGACAUGCCAAAAUAAAUAAAAGCGAAAAUGGGAACCAAAAUAGCGCGUUGACUCCGACCGGUCAAGCCGCCAUGGCCACCGUCCUCCAUCUUCAAAGUCGCACAUCCCGCCCUCCGUUCCGUCCCGUUGCUCUCGUUAACUCAGUCCUCGCCCGCUCCGGUCAGUCAGCCAGCCGCUCCGCUUUCCAUACCCAGAUAUUCCAAUCCAUGCCGCCGCUCCAGCCCCUCCUCCUCCUGCUACUCUCCGCUUCCUUUCUCCGGCUACCGUCGCCGGCCGGUGCCACCUGCUCGCCCAAGAGAUGCGGCGACCUGAACAUCACCUACCCGUUCUGGCUGGAGGAGGGCGGCGGCCGGCCGCCGUGCGGGUCCCCGUCCUUCCAGCUCAAGUGCAACGGCACCCACGCGUUCCUCAGCCGCUCCAUGUUCGGGAAAUACCAGGUCGCCCGGGUCUUCGCCGAGAACUCCUCCCUCGUCGCCGUGAACCACAACCUCCUCGUCCCACCCCAGGCCGGCUGCCCGCCGUGGUGGUUCAACAUCUCGCUGGGCCUCGGGCUGGGGCCCUACACCAUCAGCAGGAAGAACAGGGAGGUGCUCGUCCUCUACAACUGCACCAAGCAGCAGCAGGUGGCGCCGCCGGGGUUCAACCGCACGCGUUGCCCCGACGGGUCCUUCUACCGCCUUGGCGGGGAGUACGGCAGCCACCGCGAACUGGCGGAUCUGCCCCCCGCCUGCAACCUCUCCGUCGUGCCGGUUCUCGGUUUUCCGGACGGCGACGACGGCUAUCUCCAGAGCAUGAGGCGAGGGUUUCUGCUCGAGUGGGCGGUGCCGUCGGGCGACUGCCCCAAGUGCGAGGCAAGCGGCGGGCAGUGCAGGUACGCCAGCGACGGCACCGGGUUUUCCUGCAGUUGCUCCGGCGUCGCCCACCGCGAGAAGUGCGGGGACCGUAAAAUGGGAACAGGGACGAUUCUUAAAAUAGUUGGCGCAGGACUAGGUGGUGCUGUACUCAUGGCAUGUCUCGUCUGUUUUGUCUCGUACAAACGCAAGAAGAGGAAACAAGCUAUAGCUUCAAAGGAGUUCAUGCGAAGUGGAUCAUCAAUGACGUCAUAUAGUAAAGACCUUGAGUUGGAUGGUUCUCCUCAUAUCUUCACUUUCGAGGAACUUGAAGUAGCUACUGAUGGAUUUAGUGCCUCAAGGGAGCUUGGUGAUGGUGGUUUUGGAACUGUUUAUAAAGGAAAACUCAAGGAUGGGAGAGUAGUUGCAGUGAAACGCCUUUACAAGAACAACUACCGAAGGGUUGAGCAAUUCCUGAAUGAGGUUGACAUCCUGUCCCGCCUGCUCCACCAGAACCUUGUGACCCUAUAUGGAUGUACGUCUCGGAUGAGCCGUGACCUUCUUCUGGUGUACGAGUUCAUCGCAAAUGGGACGGUCGCGGACCAUCUUCACGGAUCCCGUUCGGCGGAACGAGGCCUCACAUGGCCUCUGAGGCUGAACAUUGCCAUAGAAACGGCUGAAGCACUGGCCUACCUCCAUGCCGUCGAGAUCAUACACCGAGAUGUGAAGACGACUAACAUAUUGCUGGACAACAGCUUCCAUGUCAAAGUUGCAGACUUUGGGCUGUCGCGCCUGUUCCCGCUCGAGGUCACCCAUGUCUCGACCGUUCCACAGGGCACACCGGGCUACGUCGACCCGGUGUACCACCAAUGCUACAAGCUGACUGACAAGAGCGACGUUUACAGCUUCGGCGUCGUCUUGGUGGAGCUGAUAUCGUCGAAACCUGCUGUGGACAUGAGCAGGAGCCACAGUGAGAUCAACCUGGCGAACAUGGCUCUCAACAGGAUUCAGAAUCAUCAAGUUGUUCAGCUGGUUGAUCCGGAACUCGGCUACGACACCGACCCCGAAACGAAGAGGACGAUCAAUCGCGUCGCCGAGGUGGCCUUCCAGUGCUUGCAGCUCGAGAGGGAUCUGAGGCCGUCGAUCAAGGAGGUGGUGGAGAUCCUAACUUGCGUCAGGGAUGGAGACUGUCAAUCUAAGAGCAUGAAGAAGAAGGCAUCUCAGAAAGAGGACGUGUGCUUGCUCGAGGACGGCCUGCAGUUCUCGCCCGACACGGUCAUACAUAGAUUCCAUAGCCAGUCAACUAACCACUCGGUAGCAUCAAAUGCUAGCGGAUUGUCUAACAGUAAAUGUUGAAAAGAAUGCUGCAUAGGCCCUUUUCGGCACUCUUUGACACUCACAAAAAAAAUUAAUAUUAAAGCUUGGCAACAUGGGGUAUUCGUUUAGCUGCAA
Triticum dicoccoides is the source of this 2394-nucleotide messenger RNA. RefSeq names its product LEAF RUST 10 DISEASE-RESISTANCE LOCUS RECEPTOR-LIKE PROTEIN KINASE-like 1.2. The transcript has 4 exons. The record is from RefSeq and is a predicted model, not a curated record. Gene Ontology annotation, molecular function: protein kinase activity; polysaccharide binding; ATP binding. Gene Ontology annotation, biological process: protein phosphorylation. The coding region runs from base 22 to 2298 and encodes 758 amino acids. NCBI's taxonomy places the organism in Eukaryota, Viridiplantae, Streptophyta, Magnoliopsida, Poales, Poaceae.